AUAGCAGGAGCUUACAUACACUCAACCAAAACAGGGGACCCAUCUCUGAUCUCUCUCUCUCUAAGAAACUCCAAAAGCCCUUUUUGUUUUUCCCCACUUCUGUUGCUGUUUUCACUUGUACUUUCUUCUCUGCCAGCCAAUUCCCCACAUCCUCCACCCACUCUCUCUCUAACCCUUCUCCUUUCUCUCUCCUCCAUUUCCCUCUAUAAAAUCGUCCCCUGAUUCCCUAUACUGAUCAAUCUCCUAUACCCUUCUUGAUUCACAGCCAUGAAGGAAUACUGGUCCUCUCUGGCAUCCCUUCUCGGCGUUCUUGCCUUCUGCCAGUCUCUCCUCCAGACAAUCUUCCCGCCGGAGCUCCGUUUCGCCGCCCUUAAACUCUUCCAUAAACUCUCCCACUGCUUCUCCUCCUAUGUCUAUUUUGACAUCACUGAAAUCGACGGCGUCAACACCAACGAACUCUACAACGCUGUCCAACUCUACUUAAGCUCCUCUGUUUCCAUCUCCGGCAAUCGGUUGAGUCUCACGCGUGCUGUCAAUUCCAGCGCGAUUACCUUUGGUCUUGCUAACAAUGACUGCAUCCUUGACUUCUUCGAUGGCGUCACUGUCCAGUGGGAGCAUAUUGUCACUCAAAGACAAGCACAGGGAUACCUCUGGCGCCCGUUGCCGGAGGAGAAAAGGGGUUUUACUCUUCGAAUCAAGAAAAAAGAUAAGCCUUUGAUUUUAGAUUCAUAUCUUGAUUACAUUAUGGACAGAGCUGAUGAAAUCCGUCGCAAGAAUCAGGAGAGGCUUCUUUAUACGAAUUCGCGUGGUGGGUCGUUGGAUUCGAGAGGGAAUCCAUGGGAGUCGGUGCCAUUUAAACACCCAAGCACAUUUGACACAUUGGCUAUGGACCCACUUAAGAAGCAACAGAUUAUGGAAGAUCUUCGAGAUUUCGCCAACAGCCAAAGCUUUUACCAACAGACAGGCCGAGCCUGGAAAAGAGGUUAUCUCUUAUACGGCCCUCCCGGAACCGGAAAAUCCAGUAUGAUCGCUGCAAUGGCUAACUUUCUCGGUUACGACGUUUACGAUCUCGAACUCACUGAGGUCCACACCAAUUCUGAGCUUCGGAAGCUCCUCAUGAAAACCACCUCCAAAUCGAUCAUCGUCAUCGAGGACAUUGAUUGCUCCAUUAGUUUCACUGACCGAAAAAAGAAAAAUUCCGGUCCGAGAAACUACUACGAUUUUCCGGACAUCCGAUGCGGAGGUGGGUACAGUUCACUAUCCGGCGACGACGGCCGCGGCGGUGGCUCGAUUACUCUUUCUGGAUUGCUGAAUUUCACCGAUGGGUUAUGGUCGUGCUGUGGCAGUGAGAGAAUUUUCGUAUUUACGACGAACCACAUUGAGAAGCUGGACCCGGCAUUGCUUCGAAGUGGGAGAAUGGAUUUGCAUAUUUUCAUGAAUUUCUGUUCUUAUCCAGCAUUGAAGAUACUUCUGAAGAAUUAUUUAAAUUACGAAGAGAAUGAAAUCGACAACACUCUGUUGCAAGAAAUUAAAGAGGUUAUUGACAAGGCAAAGAUGACGCCGGCGGACGUGAGCGAAUUUCUGAUCAAGAAUCGCCGCUAUAAAAACAGGGCAGUGGCAGAGUUGCUAGAGACAUUGAAAUCAAAAGCAGAGAAGAACGAAAAAAAUGGAGGAUUAAGGAAAAAGGAAAUGGGUAUAGAGGAAGAAGAAGAAGAAGAAGAAGAAGAGCAAGAGAAGAGAACUGUGGAUAGUCCAAAGGAAGGGUCUGAAUUUGAGGAGGAUUGCAGCAAAGAAACAGAGGAUAACAACGACGAGGGUGAAAAAGAAAGCAACAAUUUCAUUGGGUAACAAAAAUGGGAACUUUUUAAUUUUUUACUGUUGAGAGAAGAAGGAAGAUCUGUGAAGGGAAACCAUUUUGGAUCCAAUCCAAGCUAACAUGUUAAAAGAGAUGUAUUAUUAAGAUUAUUAUGAUUAUUAUUAAUAUUAAAAUAAUGAAAUAUAAAUUACGUCAUGAUUUUUGUAUAGAUUAAUUUGUUUGUUAGUUUGAUGUUAAUAUGAAAAGACUAAUAUUAGGGAUAUAAUAUGGUUUGUGUAAUAUGCCACUAAGGACCCAAAUGGAAAGGCAUUGGAAGUUUGUGAUAUAACACAUGGAUCCCAAUGCAAUU
Molecule: messenger RNA, 2165 nt
Organism: Cucurbita moschata (crookneck pumpkin)
Lineage: Eukaryota; Viridiplantae; Streptophyta; Magnoliopsida; Cucurbitales; Cucurbitaceae
Product: AAA-ATPase At5g57480-like
Exons: 1
Coding region: 268-1848 (526 amino acids)
Molecular function (GO): ATP hydrolysis activity; ATP binding
Source: RefSeq, a predicted model, not a curated record